AGUGACAUCAACACCGGCAGUGCUGACUGAGCCCUCGGAUUCAGCUGCACAGCUCAGAGAUGGCGUCCCUUCUGCAGCCGGAUAGAGUUGUCUAUCUGGUUCGUGGAGAGAAAAGGAUCAGAGCCCCUUUAUCUCAACUUUAUUUCUGUCGCUACUGUAGUGAGCUACGAUCUCUGGAAUGUGUGUCUCACGAGGUGGACUCCCACUAUUGUCCAAGCUGUCUGGAGAACAUGCCAUCUGCAGAGGCUAAACUUAAAAAGAACAGGUGUGCAAAUUGUUUUGACUGCCCAUGUUGCAUGCACACACUGUCCACUCGGGCCACCAACAUCCCAUCUCCUUUGCCUGAUGAUCCUACCAAGACGGCCAUGAAGAAGGCCUACUAUCUGGCCUGUGGCUUCUGUCGCUGGACCUCCAGGGAUGUGGGAAUGGCUGACAAAUCAGUUGCCAGUGGUGGAUGGCAGGAACCAGAGAAUCCUCAUACUCAGCGGAUCAACAAGCUGAUUGAGUAUUACCAGCAGCUGGCCCACCGAGAGAAGCAGGAGAGAGAUAGGAAGAAGUUGGCCAGGAGACGACAGUGCAUGCCUCUGGCGUUCUCGCAACACACUAUUCAUGUGGUGGAAAAAUAUGGCCUUGGAACCAGACUGCAGAGGCAGAGGUCUGGAGCUCCUAUAUCAAGCCUGGCGGGCCUUUCCCUUAAAGAGGGUGAGGACCAGAAGGAGAUCACCAUUGAACCUGCCCAGGCCCUUGAUGAAGUGGAGCCCCUGCCUGAAGAUUGUUAUACCAGGCCCAUCAGUUUACCGGAGGUAACCACGCUGCGCCAGCGGCUUCUGCAGCCUGACUUCCAGCCUGCGGGGGCGUCUCAGCUCCACCCCAGACACAAACACCUUCUGAUGAAGCGCUCACUGCGCUGCAGGAAAUGUGAGCACAACUUGAGCAAGCCAGAGUUUAAUCCAACUUCAAUCAAGUUUAAAAUUCAGCUUGUCGCUGUGAGUUAUAUCCCUGAAGUGAGAAUUAUGUCCAUUCCAAAUCUCCGAUACAUGAAGGAGAGCCAAGUACUGCUGACUCUGACCAACCCAGUGGAGAACAUCACCCAUGUCACAUUGGCUGCUUGUGAGGAGGAAGAUCCUGAUGACAUCAACAGUACUGCCAAGGUUAUAGUACCCAGCAAGGAACUGGUCUUGGCAGGAAAAGAUGCUGCUGCAGAGUACGACGAACUGGCUGAACCUCAGGACUUCCAGGAUGACCCAGAUGUUGUUGCCUUCAGGAAAUCCAACAAGAUUGGUUUCUUUAUCAAAGUGAUCCCUCAGAAAGAAGAGGAUGCGGACGUCACUGUUUCAGUUAAGAUCAGACAUGACUUCCGCAACCUCGCAGCUCCCAUCAGGCAGAGCGAGGAGGGAGCCGACAACACCACCGAGGCCAUUUGGCUCACGCACCAUGUGGAGCUGAGGCUGGGACCCCUCGCUCCCUGAUCACGAAUACACUGUUUACUCUCAGACAGUCCCAGAGUCAUAGUGUUGGCUUCUUUGAACUAAUUUCUCUCAACUGUGGGAUUUAUUUAAUUAAAAAUGAUUUCUGAUUCUGCUUAUUGAUGUGUGAGAACGAUUUAGAGAUGUACUUGACAUACAACUGUUUUCAGGAUGUUUUGUUUUAGCUCUAGUUGCAUAUUCAGAUACAUUGUGGAACAUACAGUGAUUGAAUGAUAGCCCCCUGUGCUGCCCACUUUAUAAAACUAUAUGAAACCAUGGCUAACUGCAGACCAACCGAUACAUGCAUCGAGUUUAACUUGGCUUCAUGAUGUUUUGUUUUUUUCAUUGUUGCUAAAUGCAGUGCCAAAAACAUGACAAUAUGCUGUAUUUCACUGCAUUACUAUCCUCCUCAGCUUAGGCACUGUUCCAUCUAUCAGUAAAAAGCACUUACAGGAAACAAAAUCUUAUAUUUACAGUACAUAUAAUCACUUAUUAAAAACAUCAAGUUGUUUUGAUUGAAAAUGCCACAUUUGCUGUUGCUGGAAUUUGAGAAAGGAUUUUUCACAAUGUUACAUACAGUGUUUUCUCCCAGCCUGUCUCCACACUUAAAUUAUAUUUUGUUUUAUUAAAUGUAUUAGUGGGUUAUGUUCAAAGAUGAGAGUGAGUGGUUAUGCGUUAAUAUAACACUGAGAUUAUAGAAACGGAGUGGAGUCCAUGAGCAGAAUCAGAAACCAUAACUGAGAACAAUCUGAACAAUUCCCAACUGUGCGGCACACACACACCUCUGCGCUUCUAGCUUGUGUAUUCUUGUCAACAUCCUUUUCUGCAGACAAUAGUAAGGUAUUAACUCGCAUGCUUCAAAUAUAGUAAAUAUCACAUACGUUAGACAAUGUCAUCCCAGUUACUGAUCCUGUACUGUUUUCUUAUCAAAAAGGUUCUUGGUCGCAGGUGAUACUUGCCCAUCAUUUUACUAUUGUCUGAAGUCGCACAGUAACUGUUAUUGGCACUAAGGAGAGGAUGUAUAGUACACUCUGUAAAUUACACAAAGUGUUAUCAGUUUUAAUGUGUUGAGACACUAUCAUUUUACCUGGUUUAAAAAUGUAUCUUUUUGGUUUGUAGACAUCACUGAGCUCCCUGUCAGUGUUGUUUAGUAAGCUGCUGUUCUGUUUGGUCUGUGUGUAAACUUAGUAAAAACAGAGCCUCACAACACAGUUAAUCUUCUGUACUGGCUAAUAAAAUAAUGUAAUACUGUAA
Seriola aureovittata is the source of this 2720-nucleotide messenger RNA. RefSeq names its product dynactin 4 (gene dctn4). Gene Ontology annotation, cellular component: dynactin complex. The record is from RefSeq and is a predicted model, not a curated record. NCBI's taxonomy places the organism in Eukaryota, Metazoa, Chordata, Actinopteri, Carangiformes, Carangidae. Bases 60 to 1469 code for a protein of 469 amino acids. The transcript has 14 exons.